This is a messenger RNA of Canis lupus familiaris (dog), 2700 nucleotides long. It is a transcript of the gene KLF16, whose product is annotated as Kruppel like factor 16. Gene Ontology annotation, biological process: regulation of transcription by RNA polymerase II. NCBI's taxonomy places the organism in Eukaryota, Metazoa, Chordata, Mammalia, Carnivora, Canidae. The record is from RefSeq and is a predicted model, not a curated record. The coding region runs from base 81 to 851 and encodes 256 amino acids. The transcript is spliced from 2 exons. Gene Ontology annotation, molecular function: DNA-binding transcription factor activity, RNA polymerase II-specific; RNA polymerase II cis-regulatory region sequence-specific DNA binding.
CAGCCGCCGCCGGCCGGACGGGCACCGCUCCCGCCGCCUCCUCUCUGCCCGCUCGCCCGCGCCGCGCGCCCUUGCCCGGCAUGUCGGCGGCCGUGGCGUGCGUGGAUUACUUCGCUGCCGACGUGCUCAUGGCCAUCUCCUCGGGCGCCGUGGUGCACCGCGGGCGGCCGGGCCCCGAGGGCGCGGGCCCCGCCGCCGGCUUGGAGGUGCGCGCGCCGCGCCGCGAGGCCGCCCCGCCCGGGCCCCCGGGCCCGCCGCCGCCGCCCCCCGCCGCCUCCGGCCCGGGCCCCGCCGCCGCCGCCGCCGCCGCCGCCGCCGCGCCCCACCUGCUGGCCGCCAGCAUCCUGGCCGACCUGCGCAGCGGGCCCGGCGCCGCCCCGGGGGGCGCCUCGCCCGCCUCCUCGUCCUCGGCCGCCUCGUCCCCGUCCUCUGGCCGCGCCCCCGGCGCCGCGCCCGCCGCCGCCAAGAGCCACCGCUGCCCCUUCCCGGGCUGCGCCAAGGCGUACUACAAGUCCUCGCACCUCAAGUCGCACCUGCGGACGCACACAGGCGAACGGCCCUUUGCCUGCGACUGGCCGGGCUGCGACAAGAAGUUCGCGCGCUCCGACGAGCUGGCGCGCCACCACCGGACCCACACCGGCGAGAAGCGCUUCCCCUGCCCGCUCUGCUCCAAGCGCUUCACCCGCAGCGACCACCUGACCAAGCACGCGCGCCGCCACCCCGGCUUCCGGCCCGACCUGCUCCGCCGCCCCGGCGCCCGCAGCACCUCGCCCAGCGACUCGCUGCCCUGCAGCCUGGCCGGCAGCCCCGCGCCCAGCCCCGCGCCCAGCCCCGCGCCCUCCGGCCUGUAGGGCCCUGGCCCAGCCCUCCCUGCCGCACCCCUGCUGGGCCUGGGCCCCGAGCACCAGCAAAACGCCCGCUGGCCACAGCCAGGGGCCGGCCACGGCGCACUGGACCGCAGGUGGCCCGGGAGGGGGGCGCCGGUCUGUAAAUAGCCGUGUUGGAUAACUCUUCCUCUGUGUUAACCAGGAACCCCGGGGCGGCCAGCAGGCGCUCCCCUCCCCCCGCCGCCACCGCCCAGCCUCGGAGAGGGUGGGUGUGGGGGGGCGCGGCCCAGGAGGGGUGCACCUAAGCAGUGCUCAGACUUGGCCCCCUAGCCCCUCUCUCCAGGUAGGGACGACGUGUUCAAAGAGCCAUAGGUGAACCAGGGGUCACCGCGGCCCCCCACCCCCACCCCACUGAAAGCCAUUGGAGAUGUUCAGGGAUCCGGGGUGUGGCUCCGGCCGCCCCCAUCCGGGUACUCAAUCUCAGGUGUCCACAGGUUCUCCCCUGCCACCCAGCUCCCCGGCAGGGGGCGGGAGGGCAGCUGGGAGGCAGGGAGGGGGGGAGGCAGGAGGGUCCAGGUUUUGCUCCUAAGACAGGGGUAGGGAGGGGGAGAGACGGGUUCUUCCAAAGAGCAUGUGACUCACACGGAGGGGAGGUGGAUACCGGGCUGCGCUGCAGCAAAUGCCUACUUAUUUAUUUUCCUCUGUCUCUGCUGGUAGGAGGGGGCGUCAGCGAGCGGCCCCCGUGGGUGGGUGGAUGUGAGUGUGAGUGAGGCCCGCUCCUGGCAGGGCACAGUCCCCAACUUUGGCCUUCCACAGCAUCGCGUGACAAUCAGUCCCUCCGUUGGGACCAGGACAGCCAUCGAGCAUCAGGCGCCCCUUCCCGGCAGGUGGAGGCCCGGGGCCGGCUCCAUCCUGCCACCAGCCCUUCUUCCUGGCGGGUGCCCCUGGACGGAGGUCGAGGGCCUGCCUGCAGGGCAGGAAGCGCGAGGGCUGACCCCUGAACCCCGUGGGAUAGCUCGUUUUUUUGGACCGGGUAAAAUAUUUUUUCAGGCCCCAAUCCCUUUCUUGAUCUGGGCCCCGUGGGUGGUCCGUUGUCCUCAGGGGGUGUGGGUGUUGGGGGAAGGUCUGCGGGACCUGAACGGGGUGUGCAGGGGUGAGCCCCGUGGCCUCUCCUGGGGUCUUCCCGCUGUGGCUCUGGUUGUAUUUCACUCUGGACAGGGACUGAGGACCCCCCGCCCUAGAAGGGGGAGGACCCCUCCCCGUCCCUGGGCUGUGUCCUGCUCUUGGCUGCCGGAGCUUUGUGGUCCCGACGCGGGUUCCAGGACCUUUCUGUCUCCCCUUUGAGGGCUGGUGGCGUUGGUGUAGACUGGACCCGGCCUGGCAGGAUCCAGGGAUGGGUGCCUGGGGUCCUGGGGAGGGGGCCAGGGAAGGCCCCCGUUUUGCAGCAGCGCUGGGAAGGGUCUCGGCCAGUCUUGGGGGGGGGAUCCUUGCCCGGCGGGCCCGUCUGUGCCCACACCUUCCUUCCCAGCGCCCGGCGAGAUGCCUUAGUCUGCGGGGGCAGGCUGGGGUCCCCUUUCCCCCUGUGUCUUAUGGACGUCCUCUGGAUCGUCCCAUCCCUGGCUGGUGCCUCUCACAGAAGGGGGACCGUGGGUCCGGGGGCCCAGGAGGCUGAGGACGCGUCCAGGGGCCUGGAGAGACCCGUGCCCCUCCUCCCCCAAGGAGCUCGGGGCCACUGGGACCUGGUUGCAGCCUCUGAGCUGUGGCAUCGAGAGGGGGGAGGGGGAGGGGCUCCCAGGGACUCGUGCUUUCAGGUGACCCCCCCCCCCUGCCUGGCCUCUUCCUUGUAUUUAAUUAAACCCUUUUUUAAACCCGA